AUGGUGCGGAGGGCGCCCGGCGCGUCCCUCGCCCUGCUCCUCUGGGUGACGGCCGUCAGCUGCAGCCCCGCCGGCCCGGGGGCCGCCACCGCCCGCAGGCAGGACGAGGCGUUCUCCACCGCCAGAUGCACCUCCAGGUGCCUGAGCCUGCAGAUCACCCGUAUCUCCGCCUUCUUCAAGCAUUUCCAGAACAAUGGGUCACUUGCUUGGUGCCAGAAUCACAAACAGUGUUCAAAGUGCCUGGAGCCCUGCAAAGAAUCCUGGGACUUGAAGAGAAACCAUUGCCAAAGCUUCUGUGAGCCUCUUUUCCCCAAGAAGAAUUACGAAUGCCUAACUAGCUGUGAAUUCCUUAAAUACAUCCUGUCAGUGAAGCAAGGGGACUGCCCAGCACCUGAAAAGGCCAGUGGUUUUGCAGCUGCCUGCGUUGAAAGCUGUGAAGCUGAUAGUGAAUGUUCUGGAGUGAAGAAAUGCUGUUCCAACGGAUGUGGUCACACGUGCCAAGUUCCCAAGAAUCUGUACAAAGGUGUUCCACUGAAACCCCGGAAAGAGUUAAAAUUCAUCGAACUCCAGUCUGGAGACCUGGAGGUGAAGUGGUCUUCAAAAUUCAAUAUUUCAAUUGAGCCUGUGAUUUAUGUUGUUCAGAGGAGGUGGAAUCAAGGAAUCCAUCCUAGUGAGGAUGACGCCACUAACUGGCAAACUGUGGCACAGACAACGGAUGAGCGGGUUCAGCUGUCAGACAUCAGAGCAAGCAGGUGGUACCAGUUCCGUGUGGCAGCUGUGAACGUGCAUGGGACAAGGGGCUUCACGGCACCCAGCAAGCACUUCCGCUCCUCUAAAGAUCCAUCUGCUCCACCAGCUCCGUCUAAUAUCAGAAUUGCCAAUAUCAGUGCAAACAAUGAUGGAACUGUUAAUGUAAUGAUUACUUGGGAUCUUCCAGAAGAGCCUGAUAUCCCGGUGCACCACUACAAAGUUUUCUGGAGCUGGACAUACAGUAAAUAUGUGAUCCCAGCUAAAAAAAAGAGAAGAAAGAUUACUGAUGGGCCCCAAAAUUAUGUGGUCCUGGAGGGACUCCAACCCAACAGCAACUACAAUGUAGAACUGCAGGCAGUAACACGCUGGGGUCAGAUACGCCUUAAAAGUGCUAAGGUUUCUCUUCAUUUUAGCACGACACAGGACAACAGGAAUAAUAAUGAACAGACAUCUGUUGAGAAACCUCCAAAAGGAGUGGUAGAUCCUUACCCAACCUUUCAAAGAAGAAAACCCACUCGUUUUCUUAAAAUUGGAACUCCUUUCUAUCAGGACAAUCAACUUCAGGUUAAAAUCUACUGGAAGAAGUCAGGUAUCAACAUGAAUCAAUUCCAAGUCCACUCAUUACUGGAAUCCUGUACACACAAUGACACCAAGGGACUUGAGAAAGUAACUGAGCUGACUUAUGAGAACUACAUGAUUCUGAAGGACCUGUCAUUUUCAUGCAAAUAUAAAGUAACUGUUUUACCUGCAAAAUCUAAAAGUCGUUUCAAGGCUGAGAGUAUUUUCUUUGUCACCCCACCUUGCUCUACAUUUAAAGAAAAAACCCAUAAGCACAUUAAUUGUGCUGCUGAAGAAGUGCCAGUUCUACCCAAAGUGUUGGCCAAACCCGAGAAUCUAUCUGCGUCUUUCAUUGUUCAGGAAGGUAACAUCACCGGACAUUUUUCCUGGAAGAUAUCUAAGGCAGUCCUUCACCAGCCCAUGACAGGGUUUCAAGUCACAUGGGCAGAAGUAACCACAGAAAGCCGACAGAACAGCUUGCCCAACAGCAUCAUUUCACAGUCACAGAUACUGCCAGCAGAUCAUUAUGUACUCACCGUGCCCAAUCUCAGGCCAUCAAUGCUAUACCGAUUGGAAGUUCAAGUGUUGACAACUGGCGGGGAAGGACCAGCUACUAUAAAAUUGUUCCGAACACCUGAUCUUCCUCCAUUCUUACCCCACAGACCUCAUCUGAAACAUCAUCCUCACCGCUACAAGCCACCCCCAGAAAAGUAUUAA
Messenger RNA from Coturnix japonica (Japanese quail), 2025 nucleotides. RefSeq names its product anosmin 1 (gene ANOS1). NCBI's taxonomy places the organism in Eukaryota, Metazoa, Chordata, Aves, Galliformes, Phasianidae. Gene Ontology annotation, biological process: neuron differentiation. The record is from RefSeq and is marked provisional. Gene Ontology annotation, molecular function: peptidase inhibitor activity; protein binding. Gene Ontology annotation, cellular component: cell surface; extracellular region.